ACCCCAGCUAAAUUCGGAGCCUACCCAAGUCAACUUCCAGAACUACCGUUUUUACCUUUAAUCGCCAACAAGCUACCAUUCUUCCCUGAGAGAGGAAAAACUGGGAAAACUCUGAUCACCAAACUCCAUUUCUUUUUCUUAUAUUCCUAACUUUCACCCAAGUCCCAAUUCUUUACAUCCCUUAAUCCAAUGAGAAAUGUCUAAUUCGGACGAUGAAGGUUUCGGGUACUGGCUUAGAUGGCAAGUUCCAGUGUGUGCAUUUAUCAUCGUAGCCCCAUCUCUUUUAGCUUCAUAUGUCAUCAAGAAAGUUAAAACAGACCCAUUAUUUUUUGAUGAUUUUUGGAAGCCACAGUGGAGAAAGCUCAACCCCUGCUGGCUUCUAUGCUAUAGAGCUUUUGCUUUUGUGUGCUUGGCUUGGAUACUGUAUGAGAUUGUUGCCUUGGAUGGAGCUUUUGCUUUCUAUUUCUACACUCAGUGGACAUUUGCAUUGGUUAUGGUCUAUUUUGCGCUGGGGACUGUCAUAUCUGCUUAUGGAUGUUGGGUGUGCUUAAGUACACCUCUUCCUGAAAAUGGUGCAAGGGAUGAAUUUCUGAAAAGAGAUGUCGAAGAGGGUAGGACUGCAAACCCUGUAACUUAUCAGGAAAAAGAUGUCAGGGGUAAAAUCAAACUGCAGAGUCACUAUGCUCAGGAGGAGUUUCAACAAAGAGCAGGGUUUUGGGGAUAUCUUAUGCAAACUAUAUAUCAGACCUGUGGAGGUGCUGUCAUCCUGACAGACAUUGUAUUUUGGUGUAUUAUUGUUCCAUUUUUGUCAAACUCACACCUUGGACUGAACAUGUUAAUGGGCUGCAUGCACACUUUGAACGCUGUUUUUCUUGUAGUAGAUACCGUUCUCAAUAGCCUUCCCUUUCCUUGGUUCCGGCUAGCAUAUUUUGUUCAGUGGAGCUGUUUGUAUGUUGUUUUUCAGUGGGUCCUUCAUGCCUGCGGUUUUACAUGGUGGCCAUAUCCUUUCCUUGAGCUUGAUACGCCAUGGGCUCCUUUAUGGUACUUUGCCCUGGCUGUGGUUCACAUCCCCUGCUAUGGGAUAUAUGCACUGAUUGUAAAAGCCAAAAAUUCGAUCCUCCCAAGAUUGUUCCCUCAUGCUUUUGUGAGGUCAUACUCAUACUAGUUUCUUUCUUUAUUUAUUUCAAAUCCACUGCUUUGGAUGUGGUAAUCUGCUUUGAGUGUAUGCUUAUGUAUAUGAAGACGGGGGUUUUGCUUCCAUUCCCUCUGCAGAUUGUGGUUUAUACACCUUUUGUUGCAUAAUUUUAACACUUGGACAAGUACUCCAGCAUUCCUACCAAAAUCAAAUUAUAUCCUCCUGAUUUUUUGGGCUUA
Messenger RNA from Theobroma umbraticum, 1374 nucleotides. RefSeq names its product protein rolling protein. NCBI's taxonomy places the organism in Eukaryota, Viridiplantae, Streptophyta, Magnoliopsida, Malvales, Malvaceae. Gene Ontology annotation, cellular component: membrane. The record is from RefSeq and is a predicted model, not a curated record.